This is a messenger RNA of Lepus europaeus (European hare), 1245 nucleotides long. RefSeq names its product ADP-ribosylhydrolase like 1 (gene ADPRHL1). Bases 32 to 1093 code for a protein of 353 amino acids. Gene Ontology annotation, biological process: protein de-ADP-ribosylation. The transcript has 7 exons. Gene Ontology annotation, molecular function: ADP-ribosylarginine-[protein] hydrolase activity; magnesium ion binding. Lineage: Eukaryota; Metazoa; Chordata; Mammalia; Lagomorpha; Leporidae. The record is from RefSeq and is a predicted model, not a curated record.
GCAGCCGCAGCUGCCGUCCCCGGCCCCAUCGAUGGAGAAGUUCAAGGCUGCAAUGCUGCUGGGGGCUGCUGGCGACGCCCUGGGCUACAGCAACUUCUGCAGGGAGAACAGCACCGCGGGCUCGGUGCAGAGCGAGCUGCAGCGGAGCGGAGGGCUGGACCAGCUCGUGCUCUCCCCAGAGCAGUGGCCAGUAAGCGACAACACCAUCAUGCACAUGGCCACCGCGGAGGCCCUCACCACAGACUAUUGGUGCCUGGACGACCUGUACCGCGAGAUGGUGAGGUGCUACGUGGAGGUCAUUGAGAAGCUUCCAGAACGGCGGCCAGACCCAGCCACGAUUGAAGGCUGCUCGCAGCUGAAGCCAGACAACUACCUCCUGGCCUGGCACACACCUUUCAACGAAAAGGGCUCGGGAUUCGGAGCAGCCACCAAAGCCAUGUGCAUCGGCCUGAGGUACUGGAAGCCUGAGCGGCUGGACACCCUCAUCGAGGUCAGCAUCGAGUGCGGCAGGAUGACCCACAACCACCCCACAGGCUUCCUGGGGUCCCUGUGCACGGCCCUGUUUGUGUCGUACGCCGUGCAAGGGAAGCCGCUGGUGCAGUGGGGGCGUGACAUGGUGCGGGUGCUCCCGCGGGCCGAGGACUACUGCAAGAGGACCAUCCGGCACAUGGCAGAAUACCAGGAGCACUGGUUUUACUUCGAAGCUAAGUGGCAGUUUUAUUUGGAGGAAAGAAAGAUCAGUGAAGACACAGAGAACAAAGCCGUCUUUCCUGACAACUAUGACGCAGAGGAGAGAGACAAGACCUACAAGAAGUGGAGCUCUGAGGGCCGAGGGGGACGACGAGGCCACGAUGCCCCCAUGAUAGCCUACGACGCCCUCCUCGCUGCAGGCAGCAGUUGGGACGAGCUAUGUCGCCGUGCCAUGUUCCAUGGAGGUGAGAGUGGGGCCACGGGCACGAUCGCCGGCUUCCUGUUUGGACUCCUGUACGGCCUGGACGCUGUCCCCAAGGGCCUCUACCAGGGGCUGGAGCACCAGGCACGGCUGCAGGACCUGGGCACGGCCCUCUACCGCCUGUCCACCGAGGAGAAGUAAAGCUACUCUGGUUCCCUCCUAGGCAGCGGGCCCCAGUGUCCACACCACCCACGGUCCUCAGUGAGGGUGCCCCAGUGUCCACACCACCCACGGUCCUCAGUGACGGUGCCCCAGGGUCCACACCACCCACGGUCCUCAGUGACGGUGCCCCA